Molecule: messenger RNA, 2224 nt
Organism: Juglans microcarpa x Juglans regia
Lineage: Eukaryota; Viridiplantae; Streptophyta; Magnoliopsida; Fagales; Juglandaceae
Exons: 3
Coding region: 1173-1829 (218 amino acids)
Molecular function (GO): RNA binding
Source: RefSeq, a predicted model, not a curated record
AGUCUAGGGUGUUGUUGAUUAGGGUAAAAGUCUGGAUCUUUCUGUUGCUUGCUGGUUUUUCCCUGUUUGGUUGUUGAGAAGAAUGAAGCAACAAGAAAAGAUAUUGGAUUGCUGAAACUAGUUGAGUUAAGCUAACCUUAGUGAAUGCUCUUGGUAUCCCUCUAUUUUCUUACCAAUUGGGAUUUGAUUUCUUAUAUAUGUAGUAGAAGAACAACUUUUUUUUUUUUUUGGGAAUGUAAAACAAAAAAGGCAGAAGAGUGGAAAUUCCUAUGGGUCAGGUUAACAGGGUUUUUUUAUUGGCACCGGUUGUCCAGGAACAACGUCUUGACUAAUCCUAGGGGUGCACAGGCCCUCGGCAAGGGGUUAAGUUAAGUGGGGUUUUAAAUAGAUUUAGUUUUGGCAUGAUAGUUAUUCACCAUAAAAGUUGUCUCAUGUCUAGAUAUUUAUACUUUAGCUGUCAGACAAUGAAUGAUGCAUUUGGUGUGGAAAGUGAGAGAACAAAGUUUUUCAAAAUGGGGAUCAUGAAGCCAUUAAAAACUAAAUUUAAUGCCUUACCUAGUUUUUGAUUGGAUUCUUGGAUUGGUUUCUCAUUUUUAAUGAUACAUUUUCCUCAACAGUUAUCAAUUAAGUUAGUCUCUUUUUGUUUUUGAGAUGUGUGUGUGUUUAUACUUAUCAGAAAAAAAAUGUGGGUAUGUAUAUUCAAGUAUGUAUUUAGACACAAAUAACCGAAUACAUUUUGAAGAAAGCAAAUGAAAACUUACUCUACAAGUGUGUAUUUGGUUAUGUCUGUAUUUAGUCACCCACAUAUCCAAAGACGAUUUGAAAAAAACAAAUGUGAAGUUACCAUAUAGCGAUAGGGGGGAUCUUAGCUGCAUCCAGAUUUCAUUUGUAGAUUUUGUAGACCUAGGGCCUCGUUUGUUUUCGCAAAUGAGAUGAGAUGAGUUGAGAUAAAAGUUGAAAGUUGAAUAAAAUAUUGUUAGAAUAUAUAUUUUUAAUAUUAUCUUUGUUUUGAGAUUUGAAAAAGUUGAAUUGUUUAUUUUAUUUUGUAUGGAAAUUUGGAAAAAUUGUAAUGAUUAGAUGAGAUGAGAUAAGAUGAGUCGAGAAGUUUUGUGAAAGUGAACGAGGCCUACUGUGUUCUGCUUCUAUUUUGUAGCCGAACCUUUUUUGUCUACAUGUCGUAUACCAUUAGGUCCCUCCUUUUCUUUGGGAUUUUCUUUUUAUUCUACAUGGGAUCUUCAGCGGCCCAAGCAGAUUAUGCUGCAUUUUUAGAGAAGGUGAAACGAACGAUUUAUCUUGAUCACCUCUCACCACAAGUCACUGAACCUGUUGUGAGAACUGCUCUAAAUCAGUUUGGGGCCGUAAAAAAUGUUCAGUUUAUUCCAAACUACAUGGGACCGAGGAACAUUGCAGAGUGUGCAUUGGUGGAGAUGGAGAACGUGAGGCAGGCUAAAGCUGUUCUAUCUGAGAUUUGCCAAUUUCCUUUUAUGAUAUCUGGGAUGCCCAGGCCAGUGAGGGCACGACCUGCCCAAGUGGAGAUGUUUGAUGAACGCCCAAUAAAGCCCGGUAGAAGGAUACAGUGUCGUUGGUUGGAUGAAAAUGAUCCUGAUUUUGAGGUAGCUAGGAAAAUGAAGCGUCUUACCAACAAACAUGCUGCUGAAGCUGCAUUCUUACAGAAGCAACAACUACAAGAAGAAGAGAAACUUGCAAAGCAGCAGCUGGACACCCUUAAAGGAAAUUACAAGAAGUAUGAGAUGGUAGAUAGUAUCAUGGCUGAUGGAACUGCUCGUCGCUUAGCACGCCACUAUAAUUUGCGUGUUGCAGAAGAUUGAGAGGCUUUCCUUCCGAGUAAAUGCCAGCACUAGUUGUACAGUAUAGCAUAUGCAUAUUAUAGAUCUUUUCGUCUAAAGGGAGUAGUGCGUUAUGAUUGAAGGCUUCAUCUGUUAACGCAUCAGUGCAGUUAGAUGAUCUGUGUAUGAACUCAAAGAACUGGCCCUUCUUUUAAACCGUGAUUUUCACAUCACCAGAGAUUAGGUUAUAGAGCACAGUGGCAUACAAUUUAUGAUCCUAUUUUUUGAAAAACAUCUGGAACAUGCUUGCAACACCAAUCCCUCUUUUGGUUUUUUUUUGGGUUACCUUGUGGAGUAUCCUUGUCUCAUUUGACUUUGAGACUAGUCAUGUAGAUUUGCAUUAUAUUGCCCCAAUGCAUGGCUAUCUUGAAAAGUUA